UUGCGAAAAAAUUUGUCAAAAAAAACAAAAAUAGUUGCAACAACUCGCGUGUUGCACAAAGUUUUCGAAGUGCAUCAAAUCCAACUGUAAUUGUAAUUGUAACUGUUAACUGUUAACUGUAACGGCAGCAAAAGAACAAGUUGCAACCAGUUCAAAGUCGUUUUUUUGCCAUCAAUAAUAAAUAAACAAACAAAAAAUAGUACAACGAUAAACAUAAAUUCGAAAAUUCGACAAGUGACACAGAUAAACAACGGUCACAGCAACAAUCAUGUUCAAUCGUGUCUGCCCUUCAAAUACAAAUUACAACUAAAAAACAAAAAACGACAAAGUUGACAAUAAACUUUUUACCACACAACAGCAACGAAAACGAAACGAGAUAAAAGUUAACACACACCCACAAAAUACAAAGUGUAAAAAAAAAGACUUUUGAGUGUGUUUUUUGUUCCCUCCUUAAGUGACACUUGCGACCUUUUUAUAAAUACCCAAUUUCAUACUCAAACUGUCAGCGAUGGAAGCGCAUCCGAAACAGAUGCAGGAUUAUUGGCAUAUACCACGCGCCUCGCUCGUCUCCUCCAGCAGCUCGGCCAUCAGUUCGGCCAGCUCAUCGAAAUCCUCCAACAAAUCCAACUCGAAUCCCCCAACGCUGGCCCAACGCAGUCAAGUCUCGUCUGGAACCAGUGCAGCGGUGACUGCGGCAGCAGCUGCCGCUGUGUUGGCGGCCGCCAAGCGAGGAUCACGCUCAUCGCAGGGCUCCAGCGAUAGCAACAACAGCACACGGAGCGCCGCAUCCGGCUCACUGUUGCUGACGGCAGCGAAUCUGGAGCGAUUCGCCGAGAUCCACAAGAAGCAGGAGCGUCAGCACAAAAUGCUGCUCACAGAUCAGCAGCAAUUGCCCAGCGUGCAUGGCCACAGCUCCUCAUCGGCCAAUUAUAAUGCAAAUCUCGCCUUGGCGAGCAGCAGUCGAAAUGGCAAGGAUGCAGUUAUAGCGAUGGGUGAUGAUGGAGCAGCAACGGAUCCCAAUUUGCAGUACGUACGAACCAAAGAUCUGGAUACCGUUUCCAUAGCCAGUUCCAUGCACUUCACCAUGGUCAAUGGCGAACCCGGUGGCGCCAAGAAGCAGAAGCGCGGACUCUGCGAUCGCGGUCGCCAGGUGACGGUGCUCAUCAUCAGCAUGAGCACCAUCUUCUUGCUGCUCAUCAUGGGCAUGGUCUAUGCGCUAGAGAUGCGCGCUCGUGACAUGCCCAAAAGCUAACGCUAUUAUUAGUUAAACUUAAACAAACAAUUUUGUAAUUGGGGGUGUUUGGGGAAAGAGGGGGGCGUAACCCUUUUUUGGCUUCUUAGUUUAUUAUUUAUUUGUAUUUGUGCGUGUGUCACUUAUUUUUAUUAUUGUUAACGUGUCUUUGAGCUAGUUAUUAAGAUUAUUUAUUAUGAAAAACAAACAAACAAUCAAACAAAAAAAAAAAUACAAACAAAAAACAAUUGUUUUCUAUGCGAAAUUUUCGUAUGCGUCGUCAUACUAGUAUUAAGCGAAAAAAAAAUACAAAUGUAAUUAGCAAUUAAUUAAACAAUUAACGGAUACCAAUUAACCAAAAUUGUAUCACAGCAAGCCCUGGACAAUGAUGAACGAGAAACUGAAGUGAAUGCCGUAGAAAUAUAUAUAGAGAUAUAUACAAGCAAUAUAUAUAGUUAUAUGAAUUGAGCCGAAGCGAAUGUAUUUUUUCUGUUAAAGAAUUAAGUUAUUUAGCCCUGUGAUAUGUCAAAAUAAACAGAAUUAAAUGAAAAACGA
Molecule: messenger RNA, 1786 nt
Organism: Drosophila nasuta
Lineage: Eukaryota; Metazoa; Arthropoda; Insecta; Diptera; Drosophilidae
Exons: 4
Coding region: 509-1252 (247 amino acids)
Source: RefSeq, a predicted model, not a curated record